This is a messenger RNA of Trichophyton rubrum CBS 118892, 2121 nucleotides long. RefSeq lists its product as uncharacterized. The transcript is spliced from 2 exons. Bases 1 to 2121 code for a protein of 706 amino acids. Gene Ontology annotation, molecular function: RNA binding. The record is from RefSeq and is a predicted model, not a curated record. NCBI's taxonomy places the organism in Eukaryota, Fungi, Ascomycota, Eurotiomycetes, Onygenales, Arthrodermataceae.
AUGGAUGAGAAUGUACCGAUUGGUAAUGGCGCCGCUGAGAAGACCGCUCCGGAUGCAGAGCAAGCCCCGGCCAAAGAACGCAAGACCAGAACACUCUUCGUGCGAUCGCUACCCACAACGGCGACGACAGAAUCGUUGACAGAGUACUUCUCGCAGUCCUACCCUCUAAAGCAUGCCACUGUUGUGCUCGAUCCACAGACAAAACAGUCCAAGGGAUACGGAUUUGUUACCUUUACAGACCACGAAGAUGCCCAAUCGGCAGCAAGAGAACUGAACAACUCGGUGUUUGAGGGGAAGAAGAUAAAAAUUGAGCUUGCCGAACCUCGCCAUCGAGAAAUUGACGAAAAGCAAGGGAAGAGUGUUCCAUCUUCUGCUCCGUCAAAGGCAAAGGAGCUCAAGGAGAAGCGAAGGCUGGAAUCAUUACCACCAAAACUUAUAAUACGAAAUCUACCGUGGAGCAUAACCGAACCGCAGCAUCUGGAACUGUUGUUUAGGAGUUAUGGAAAGAUCAAACAUGCCGUCGUGCCAAAAAAAGGUUCGAGGGUUGCUGGAUUUGGAUUUGUGGUUAUGAGAGGAAGGAAAAAUGCAGAACGAGCGAUUGAAGGCGUCAAUGGCAAGGAGGUUGAUGGGCGCACCUUAGCCGUCGACUGGGCGGUGGAGAAGGACGAAUGGGAAAGUAUGAACAAAGCUGCAGGCGAGUCCGAUGGAAAGGAAGAGGCUGGAGACUGUGAAGAGGCUGUUGCGGAGAAUGAGCAUCUUGAUGUGGUCGAUGAUGGAGAGUCAGAUGCUAAUAGUGAGGAUGAAGAAGAUGGGGGAGUUGAACUUGUUAAUGAGGACGAAGAUGAAGAUAUAUCUAUGGGUGAUGCAGAAGAUGACGAGUUGGAAGAGGAGGAAGAAGAUGAUCGAAAUGCUUCAACAAUAUUUAUACGAAAUCUACCCUUCUCUGCUACGGAUGAGACUCUCCACGAACACUUUUCCAAGUUCGGCCCUGUUCGCUACGCUAGGGUUGUGCUUGACCCGGCAACUGAACGGCCAAAGGGUACGGCCUUCGUCUGCUUCUACAAAGCGGAAGAUGCCUCCUCUUGUAUCCGCGAGGCUCCCAGAGACGUGGAUCCGUCUCGAAGCAAAGACCCUAGACAUAAAGCUGCAACGAGACAGAUGCACUCCGUUCUCGAGGACGAGAGCAACGAUCCUACUGGGAAAUAUACCAUGGAUGGCCGUGUCUUACAGGUCUCACAGGCAGUGAGCCGAAAAGAGGCUGGGAGGCUUGAGGAGGAAGGGCAUACGCGCCAGAGAAGAAUGAGAGAAGCCAGUGCCAAACAGCGUCAAAAGCUUGUCAAGAACAAUCCUAUGCUGCACGUCAGUCUUACCCGACUCUCUGUCCGCAACUUGACACGACACAUUGAUUCCAAAGCCCUCAAAGCACUUGCACGUGAGGCCGUGGUCGGUUUUGCAAAGGAUGUCAAGAACGGCCUUCGUAAGCCAAUAUCCUGGGAAGAGUCUCGUCGAAGCGCUGCCUUGAUGAAAGAGGCCGAUUACCUGCGCAAGGCCCAGAAAAAGGGCAUUGUUAAACAGGCAAAAGUUGUUUUCGAGGGCAAGGAUGGCUCGAAGAUGAGCGAAAAGUCUGGUGCGGGCAGGAGUAGGGGCUACGGCUUCAUCGAAUACGCUACCCACAGAAACAGUUUAAUGGGGCUCAGAUGGUUGAACGGCCAUGCCAUUGAGGCGUCUGCGUCUACACCCAAUGCUGACCCGGCGGAUAGAAAGAAGCGUCUCAUUGUGGAAUUUGCCCUUGAAAACGCCCAGGUUGUCAACCGAAGGCGAGAACGAGAAAUGAAUAUCCGAAAAGCUGGUACAGAAGCUAACAGGGAGGAAGGCCCUCAGCGCGGUAUAAAGCGCCGCCGUGAUGAAAAGGAUGAGAAGCAGAGCGAGAGGCCAAGGGCAGGCAAAGGCUCCAAGAGUAAUUCCAAGGGGGCGAAGAAUGGCAAAAGUCCAGCAGGAAAAUGUGAACAGAAAGCUGGAAAGGCCCCAGAGAAGGUCUCGUCCACGGAGAAGAACAAUGACAUUGCUAAGCGGAAUAGAAUCAUUGCUAGAAAGCGGAUGCUAAGAAGGAACAGGAAAUGA